Molecule: messenger RNA, 648 nt
Organism: Penicillium hordei
Lineage: Eukaryota; Fungi; Ascomycota; Eurotiomycetes; Eurotiales; Aspergillaceae
Exons: 3
Coding region: 1-648 (215 amino acids)
Source: RefSeq, a predicted model, not a curated record
AUGAUCCUCCAAGCUGUCCUGGCGUUUGCGACGCUGGGACUUGCUGCCGAUUAUCCCGUCGUCUCCUUGUUCAUUCCAAACGCCGACCCUCAAUCCUUGUUGGGUGAAGUUCUGGCAGCGCAAUCAGCAACAACUACAUACAGCAUCAAUUGCCCUGUUGGUAAAACUAAUAGCACAGAAUGUGGUAUGGGCCCUGGCCUAUUUUUGACCGCAGCCCCAACAAGUGUCGAAUAUUUGAUAAGUGCCGAAUCCGACAACUUAUACAAUCACGUUGUUUGCGACGUGACCGACCUCCCAACAGGGGCUUAUACGUGUACAGACACUGUCACCGGGCAAGGGGCCGCUACACCCGGCACCAGCACCUCAACCAUCGCUUGGGACCAGUUAUCUCUGUUGCCGGUCACCAUAACUUCAACUGCUGAUUCCGUCGCAGCAACAGCGAACGGGACCACUUCUACAAGUACUAGCGAAGUUUUGUCGGGUAGCGAUGCAUCACCCGCUGCUGCCACGGUAGUCACUACCCCUGCGGCAGGUGUGGCCGCUGCUACAGUCGCCACUACCAGCAUGUCAGGCGUGGCUGAAAGGUCAACGUCUACUAGUCUUCUACUGUCUUGUGUCGCAGUUCAAGCUCUGGCAGCAUUCCUGUAG